This is a messenger RNA of Chiloscyllium plagiosum (whitespotted bambooshark), 561 nucleotides long. Lineage: Eukaryota; Metazoa; Chordata; Chondrichthyes; Orectolobiformes; Hemiscylliidae. The record is from RefSeq and is a predicted model, not a curated record.
AUGGAUGACAAUCAACGAGGAUCAACACUGGAAAGAAUUCCUUACCCAAGACCUAUUGGGGUGCCCACGGCGAGGGUACAUGAGUGUCUUGGGAUGCCUUUUGCAGAGGGUUUGUCAUUGUCUUUUCCUGUUGAUCCUGCAUACCUGGAUCGUACAUAUCGUGAAGGAUAUGCCAGCAGGCUGUCUUAUCUACCUUUUCACAGCCACUUGGGGAUCUAUGAUUAUUCCUUUGAGCCAGCUUUUAUCAGGAAACGCAAUGAAAGGGAACGGCAGAGAGUCCGUUAUGUUAAUGAAGGCUAUGCACGACUCAGAGAGCAUCUUCCUGAUGAUUUUGCAGACAAAAGACUGAGCAAAGUAGAGACCUUAAGGGCUGCAAUCAGCUACAUCAAACACCUUCAGGAUUUACUGAACCCUUCAGAGACUAAAGAGAGAAGGUCUCUAUCUCCAAGAGCCGUGGAGAUCCAUAAACUUCCAUGCCCUGGUCCACGGAGAGAUGGUAAUAGUGAUGGAGAAUCCAAAUCCUCUUCACCCUUCAGUGAACUUAGUGAACUAAGCAGCUAA